UUGCCUUCCCCCCUUUUUUUGGGCCGAAUAGACAAAUCUUUUUUUUUUUUUUUUGAUAUUUCAGCGCGUAUGAAAAUAAUUUUUAGAAAUUGGAUGCGGAAAAACACAGAAUUUUUGGAUUAAAAAAAGAAAAAAACAAAAGAAAGCGAGAAAAAAAAAGAAGAGGACAAAAAAGAAGAAGACAAAAGAAAGGAGAAAGCGCGUAUAGAAAUAGCAGAAGCCUGGGAUAGUAUUUUACUUGCUCAAGUACUAAGAGGUUUUUUGUUAGUAACCCUAUCAAUUCUUAGAAAAUAUAUUAUAUUACCUUCAUUGAUAAUAGCUAAAAAUAUAGUCCGUAUACUAUUAUUUCAAUUUCCUGAAUGGUCUGAGGAUUUAAAGGAUUGGAAUAGAGAAAUGCAUAUUAAAUGUACCUAUAAUGGCGUUCAAUUAUCAGAAAAAGAAUUUCCAAAAAACUGGUUAACAGACGGUAUUCAGAUCAAGAUCCUAUUUCCUUUUAGUCUUAAACCUUGGCACAGAUCUAAACUACAAGCCCCUUAUAAUGAUCCAAUGAAAAAAAAGGAUCAAAAAAACGAUUUUUGCUUUUUAACAGUUUUUGGAAUGGAAACGGAACUACCUUUUGGUUCUCCCAGAAAAAAACUUUCAUUUUUUGAACCCAUUUUUAAAGAACUAAAAAAAAAAUUUAAAAAAUUGAAAAAGAAAUGUUUUAUAAUUCUAAGAAUUUUAAAAGAACAAAAAAAAUUGUUUCUAAAUGUCUCAAAAGAAACAAAAAAAUGGAUCAUUAAAAGCAUUCUGUUUAUAAAAGAAAUAAUAAAAGAACUCUCAAAAAUAAACCCAAUUAUAUUAUUUGGAUUUGGAUUGAGAGAAAUAGAAGUAUAUGAAUUGAGUGAAACUAAAAAAGAUUCGAUAAUUGGUAAUCGGAUGAUUCAUGAAUCGUCGAUUCAAAUUAUAUCUCAGGGUUGGACAAAUUAUUCAUUAACAGAAAAAAAAAUUCAAGAUCUAACUGAUAGAACAAAUACAAUCAUAAAUCAAAUAGAAAAAAUUACAAAAGAAAAUAAAAAAGGAAUUCCAGAUAUAAAUUUUAGUUCUAACAAAAUAAGUUAUGAUGAUAAAGGAUCAGAAUCACAAAAAAAUAUUUGGCGGAUAUUAAAAAGACAAAAUGUUAGAUUAAUCCGUAAGUCACAUUAUUUUAUAAAAUAUUUCAUUGAAAGGAUAUACAUAGAUAUCUUUCUAUGUAUCAUUAAUAUUCCUAGCAUCAAUACACAACUUUUUCUUGAAUCAACAAAAAAAAUUAUUUAUAAAUACAUUAACGAUAAUGAAGCAAAUCACGAAAGAAUUGAUAAAACAAAUCAAAGUGUAAUUCCCUUUAUUUCGACUAUAAAAAAGUCAUUUACUAAUAUUAGUAAUAAGAAUUCAAAGACUUUUUGCAACUUAUCUUACUUUUCACAAGCAUAUGUAUUUUACAAAUUAUCACAAACUCAACCUAUUAACUUAUAUAAGUUAAAAUCUGUAUUUCAAUAUAACGGAAUGUCUCUUUUUCUUAAGAAUGAAAUAAAGGAUUUUUUUGUUGUAACACAAGAACUAUUUCAUUCCGAAUUAAGACAUAAGAAUCUUCGCAAUUAUGGAAUGAAUCAAUGGACAAAUUGGUUAAGGAGUCAGUAUCAAUGUGAUGUAUCUCAUAUUAAAUGGUCUAGAUUAGUACCACAAAAAUGGCGAAAUAUAUUCAAUCAACACUGUAUGGCUCAAAAUAAAGAUUUAUGUGAUUUAUAUGAAAAGGAUCGAUUAAUUAACUACGAAAAAAAUUUCGAAACAGAUUCAUUACUGAAUCAAAAAGAUAAUUUUAAAAAACAAUAUAGAUAUGAUAUUUUAGCAUAUAAAUCUAUUAAUUAUGAAGAUAAGAAGGACUCUUAUAUUUAUGGAUCACCAUUACAAGUAAAAAAUAAACAAGAUAUUUUUUAUAAUUACAACACACAUACACAAAAAUCAUUUAAUAUGCCGGAAGGUAUUCCUAUUAUCCCUUAUCUAGUAGAAGAUGAUAUUAGAGAUAUGGAGAUAAAUCCGGAUAGAAAAUAUUUUGAUUGGAGAAUUUUCCAUUUUUGUCUUAAAAAUAAGGUCGAUAUUGACGCCUGGAUCGAUAUUGAUACUGACACUAACAGUAAUAAAUAUACUAAGACUAGGGUUAAUAAGUAUCAAAUAAUUGAUAAAAUCAAUAAGAGGGGUCUUUUUUAUCUCACGAUUCAGCAAGAUCAAGAAAUCAAUCUAUACAAUCAAAUAACCCUUUUUGAUUGGAUGGGGAUGAAUGAAGAAAUACUAAGUUGUCCCAUAUCAAAUAUGGAAUUUUGGUUCUUCCCAGAAUUGGGGAUACUUUAUAAUACGUAUAAAAUUAAACCGUGGGUUAUACCAAUUAAAUUACUAGUUUUAAAUUCUAAUAUAAAUGAAAAUUAUAGUAAAAACAAAAGCAUCACCGGAAAUAAAAAAAGGGAUCCUUUUAUAUCAAUAUCGGAGAAUUCAAAAAAAUCUUUUGAAUUAGAAAACCGAAAUCAAGGGGAAAAAGAAUACGCGGUCCAAGCAGAUUUUAAAUCAGCUCUUUCAAACCAAGAAAAAGAUGUUGAAGAAGAUUAUACGGGAUCGUACAUGAAAAAAAAUAGAAAUAAAAAGCAAUACAAGAUCAAUACAAAAGCGGAGUUUGAUUUCUUCCUAAAAAGGUAUUUGCAUUUUCAAUUGAGAUGGGAUGAUUCUUUAAAUAAAAAAAUAAGCAAUAACAUCAAAGUAUAUUGUCUCCUGCUUAGACUGAUAAAUCCAAGAGAAAUUACUAUAUCCUCUAUUCAAAGAGGCGAAAUGAGUCCGGAUAUUCUGAUGAUUCAGAAAGAUUUAACUCUUACAGAAUUGAUUAAAAGGGGAAUUUUGAUUAUUGAACCAAUCCGUCUAUCUAUAAAAAAUGAUGGAAAAUUUAUUAUGUAUCAAACCAUCGGUAUUUCAUUAGUUCAUAAAAGCAAACACCAAAUUAAUCAAAGAUACCGAGAAAAAAAACAUGCUGAUAAGAAUUCUGAUGAAGCCAUUACAAAACAUCAAAGGAUGACUGGAAAUAGAGAUAAAAAUCAUUAUGAUUUGUUUGUUCCUGAAAAUAUUUUAUCACCUAGACGUCGUAGAGAAUUGAGAAUUCUAAUUUGUUUCAAUUCUGAGAAUAGACAUAUAAAUGCAGCAUUUUGUAAUGGGAAUAAGGUAAACAGUCAAGUUUUGGAUAAAAGCAAAAACUAUAAAAAAAAACUUAUUAAAUUUAAGUUAUUUAUUUGGCCCAAUUAUCGAUUAGAAGAUUUGGCUUGUAUGAAUCGUUAUUGGUUUAAUACCAAUAAUGGCAGUCGUUUCAGUAUGGUAAGGGUACAUAUGUAUCCGCGAUUGACAAUGCAUUAAUAGUACAUUUUUGCUAUAUUUCCCAUACUAUAUCUGAUCUAUGACGACAAAGAGAUGCACACAUGCAUUGUCUUACAUUCCAUCGUUCCAUUCUGAUACACGAUACUAAUUCAAUGACAUAUCAAUUUGAUCUAGAAAUGAAUCAACAAAAUAUUAUUAUUUUAGGUCUAAAUUUUUAUCUUUUGUGAGUGCAGAAAACAACCAUCCUUUAUGUAUACCCUUUCAAAUCCAAAUAAAAUUUACAAAUUAAAAAUUUAAUUUUAUUAAAAAAAAUUCGAAAUUAAUAACAAAAUUAAUAUUUUUGUAUAUACAAAAUAAAAAUGAGAGGCAUUAUUAUUACUGAUCAAUAAAGAUAUCUAUCAAUAAAAAUUUCUUAAAAUAAAAAGAGGGGGGCGAGAAGAUUUCAUUUUAUGGUAAAAAAUUCAUUCAUCUCAGCUAUUUCACAAGAAGAAAAAGACGAAAACAGAGGAUCUGCUGAAUUUCAAAUAGUUAGUUUCACCAAUAGGAUACGAAGACUUACUUCACAUUUAGAAUUACACAAAAAAGACUAUUUAUCUCAGAGAGGUUUACGUAAAAUUCUGGGAAAACGCCAACGACUGCUGUCUUAUUUGUCAAAGAAAAAUAGAAUAUGUUAUAAAGAAUUAAUUAAUCGGUUGGAUAUUCGGGAGUCAAAAACCCGUUAAUUUGAAGAGGCAUUUUGAAUUAUUUGAUUUAUUAGAUCGUGAAUUUUAAUGAACUUUUUUUCGUUUUCAGCAAUUCAUGAAAGAAUGAAUCGAGGAAAAACCGAUGAAUAUACCAGCUACAAGAAAAGACCUCAUGAUAGUCAACAUGGGCCCCCACCACCCAUCAAUGCAUGGUGUUCUUAGACUCAUCAUUACUCUAGAUGGUGAAGAUGUUAUUGAUUGUGAACCAAUAUUGGGUUAUUUACACCGAGGGAUGGAAAAAAUUGCGGAAAACCGAACAAUUAUACAAUAUUUGCCUUAUGUAACACGUUGGGAUUAUUUAGCUACUAUGUUCACAGAAGCAAUAACUGUAAAUGGACCGGAACAGUUGGGAAAUAUUCAAGUACCUAAAAGAGCUAGCUAUAUCAGAAUAAUUAUGUUGGAGUUGAGUCGUAUAGCUUCUCAUCUGUUAUGGCUUGGUCCUUUUAUGGCGGAUAUUGGUGCACAAACUCCCUUUUUCUAUAUUUUCAGAGAAAGAGAAUUAGUAUAUGAUCUAUUCGAAGCUGCCACCGGUAUGAGAAUGAUGCAUAAUUAUUUUCGUAUCGGAGGAGUAGCGGCCGAUCUACCUCAUGGUUGGAUAGAUAAGUGUUUGGAUUUCUGCGAUUAUUUUUUAACAAGAGUUGCUGAAUAUCAAAAACUUAUUACACGAAAUCCUAUUUUUUUAGAACGAGUCGAGGGAGUAGGCAUUAUUGGUAGAGAGGAAGUAAUAAAUUGGGGUUUAUCGGGACCAAUGCUGCGAGCUUCCGGAAUACAAUGGGAUCUUCGUAAAGUUGAUCGUUAUGAAUGUUACGACGAAUUUGAUUGGGAGGUACAGUGGCAAAAAGAAGGAGAUUCAUUGGCUCGUUAUCUAGUCCGAAUUGGUGAAAUGAUAGAAUCUAUAAAAAUCAUUCAACAGGCUCUGGAAGGAAUUCCAGGGGGACCCUAUGAGAAUUUAGAAAUACGAUACUUUGAUAGAGAAAGGAAUCCGGAAUGGAAUGAUUUUGAAUAUCGAUUUAUUAGUAAAAAGCCUUCUCCUACAUUUGAAUUGCCGAAACAAGAACUUUAUGUGAGAGUCGAAGCCCCAAAGGGAGAGCUGGGAAUUUUUCUGAUAGGGGAUCAGAGUGGUUUUCCUUGGAGAUGGAAAAUCCGCCCCCCGGGUUUUAUCAAUUUGCAAAUUCUUCCUCAGUUAGUUAAAAGAAUGAAAUUGGCUGAUAUUAUGACGAUACUAGGUAGUAUAGAUAUCAUUAUGGGAGAAGUUGAUCGUUGAAAUGAUAAUUGAUACACCAGAAGUACAAGAUAUUGAUUCUUUUUCUAGAUUAGAGUUUUUAAAAGAGGUUUAUGGAAUUAUAUGGGUGCUUAUUCCUAUUUUGACUCUUGUAUUGGGAAUCACAAUAGGUGUACUGGUAAUUGUAUGGUUAGAAAGAGAAAUAUCCGCAGGGAUACAACAACGUAUUGGACCUGAAUACGCCGGCCCUUUGGGAAUUCUUCAAGCUCUAGCAGAUGGAGCAAAACUGGUUUUCAAAGAAAAUCUUCUUCCAUCUAGGGGGGAUACCCGUUUAUUCAGUAUCGGGCCAUCCAUAGCAGUCAUAUCAAUUUUAGUAAGCUAUUCAGUAGCUCCUUUUGGCUAUCACCUUGUUUUAGCGGAUCUCAAUAUCGGUGUUUUUUUAUGGAUUGCCAUUUCUAGUAUUGCUCCAAUUGGACUUCUUAUGUCAGGGUACGGGUCAAAUAAUAAAUAUUCCUUUUUAGGUGGUCUACGAGCUGCUGCUCAAUCGAUUAGUUAUGAAAUACCAUUAACUUUAUGUGUGUUAUCAAUAUCUCUACGUGCGAUUCGUUGAUACAUAGACAUAAACUUUUCUUUAUUCCUUCCUUUCAAAGAAAGGGUUGGAAUGAAUUAAGUAUAUGUAGAUAUCUUCAUUUUUUUUAUUCAUUAUUCGGGUUGAUGAACUAAAUCAAAUAGUUAUAUGAGUGAAAGAAAACAGCUUAUAUAUAAAUUCGCAGUAAAAAGAUUGAGUCUCAUUUUCUAUGUAUAAGAGUUAGAGAGUUAAGCGGAAAUAAACAUAAGCAGAAGCGACCGUUUCCCCCAAGAUCGGUUGAUUAGUCAUCCUGACUUGAAGCGGGCUCAAAAGAUCAACCAUAUUGAGUUUUCACUAUCAUUUGUAUGUAUUACCACAGGGGGGGGUUGAACAAAAACGAGUGGGUGGUUAGAAACACCAAGAUAUGUAAAGGAUUAGUAAUUGAGAUUAUGUAAAUUCUCCAAAAGGACAUUUUUACAUAAUAUACAAACAAAGAAUACUCAUUGGGGCUUUAAGUUGGUAGAAAUGAUCAGGCAAUACUCCCCACGACACGAUUCCAAUCCAGAGUAUGCUCCUAUCCACCGAUUA
Prunus mume (Japanese apricot) is the source of this 6490-nucleotide messenger RNA. NCBI's taxonomy places the organism in Eukaryota, Viridiplantae, Streptophyta, Magnoliopsida, Rosales, Rosaceae. The record is from RefSeq and is a predicted model, not a curated record.